AGCAGAUCAAACGAGGCAGCGAAAUUACAUCGUUCGAGUUUUCUGACUGUACAUUACAUUGUGUACAAGCGUGGCGUCUAGUUAGUUCAGCAUAAGUUUGUCGUGAGAGAAUAAAGUAAAUGAAAUGGUCCUUGUGUUUAUACGGGCCAUAGAAUGGGAAAUUGUGUUUACUGUUAGUGAUGCGGGAGUAAAGCUAGAGACUUCCGUCUGAACGCGUAUGUAAAUGGUGGUGACUGGCUCAGCUGGCAUCGCAGACGUCCACAAACCGCAGGUUUAGUGGUUUGGCUUCAAGUAACUCCUGUGUGCGGGGGAAUGGAAAAUCGGCUCCGUCAAAUAGCUAUAUAUAAACAUUUGUGUUAACUUGUAAUUAGGCUGUAGUCAUCCAACUUUAGUCAUGUCUGUGCGUGAUUCGCUGUUUCCUUACAUAGUUUCCUUCUUGGUUUAGUAAAUGUGUAAUGAUGCAAGAGGUUUUUGACUGUCAAGAGCUGAAGCUUAACUUAAAGUCAGAUAAAACAUUAACAUUUAUUUUUACACAAAUCAGGGAGUACAUGUUGUUCUAAGGCUCAUUUACAUACAAAAUUUACAUCAGCAUCACAUUACAAAGACGUGGCGUCCCUUUUAUGGUCAGUAUGAGCAGGGAAGACGAGUAUCGUGGCAACUACUGGUGGAAAAGGCUUGUGUACCUGUAAUUUGUGUACAGCAUGGCAAUGACAGGCCAGAGCUCGUGCUCCUCCAUGAGUAACCACACCAAGGAGCGGGUCACUAUGGCCAAAAUGACCCUGGAGAAUUUCUACAGUAACCUCAUCGCUCAGCAUGAGGAGCGGGAGAUGAGGCAGCAGAAGCUGGAAAAAGUAAUGGAUCAGGAGGGUUUGGCUGAUGAAGAGAAACGUAUCCGGCGAUCUCAGCAUGCAAGGAAAGAAACAGAGUUUCUCCGUCUCAAACGCACCCGACUGGGCCUAGAAGACUUUGAGUCUUUGAAGGUGAUUGGCCGAGGAGCAUUUGGAGAGGUCCGCCUGGUGCAGAAGAAGGACACUGGUCACGUUUAUGCCAUGAAGAUCCUUCGCAAGGCUGACAUGCUUGAGAAAGAGCAGGUUGGUCACAUUCGUGCUGAGAGGGACAUUCUCGUAGAGGCUGACAGUCUAUGGGUGGUCAAAAUGUUCUACAGCUUUCAGGAUAAGAUGAACCUCUACCUAAUUAUGGAGUUCCUGCCAGGAGGAGACAUGAUGACCCUACUCAUGAAGAAGGACACUCUGACAGAAGAGGCCACUCAGUUUUACAUAGCAGAGACGGUGCUGGCCAUCGACUCAAUCCACCAGCUGGGCUUCAUCCACAGAGACAUCAAACCAGACAACCUGCUGCUGGACUCCAGGGGCCAUGUGAAACUGUCAGACUUUGGUCUCUGCACGGGGCUGAAGAGGGCUCACCGUACUGACUUCUACAAGAACCUGAACCACAGCCUGCCCAGUGAUCUCAGUAAGCAAACCUUUCAGAACAUGAACUCCAAGAGGAAAGCAGAGACCUGGAAGAGGAACAGGAGGCAACUGGCGUUCUCCACAGUGGGAACCCCAGACUACAUCGCCCCAGAGGUCUUCAUGCAAAAUGGAUACAACAAGCUCUGUGACUGGUGGAGCCUCGGUGUCAUCAUGUAUGAGAUGCUGAUAGGUUACCCUCCUUUCUGCUCCGAGACGCCCCAGGAGACGUAUAGGAAAGUAAUGAACUGGCGAGAGACGCUCACCUUCCCUCCAGAAGUGCCUAUAUCAGAGAAGGCCAAAGACCUCAUCCUCAGGUUCUGCUGUGAGGAGGAACACAGGAUCGGUGCUACAGGUGUGGAGGAGAUCAAGUCCAAUCCCUUCUUUGAAGGGGUCGACUACGACCACAUCCGAGAAAGGCCCGCUGCCAUUCCCAUAGAGAUCAAAAGCAUUGACGACACCUCAAACUUUGACGAGUUCCCUGAUUCAGACAUCCUCACACCAACAGUAGCUCCAGUCUCCAACCACACUGAGGCCGACCUAAAGAACAAGGACUGGGUUUUUAUCAACUAUACCUACAAGCGCUUUGAGGGCCUGACGGCUCGGGGAGCCAUUCCAUCCUACAUGAAGUCAGGGAAGAGAUGAACACCUUGGGACUGGCCAUUUAUCCUCCAUAACCACCAUAAAACCUGAGUCCAAACAUCUGCUUUCUGGAGAACUUCAGCCCUGAAAGGAGAGCGCCAGUUUUCCAUGUUACCAGAGUCAUGAGGAUUUUAUUCACCCAAGACUUUGCAGAUAAUAACAGGGCUAAAUUUCAUCCAUGGCUUUCCACUGUAGGAACUUCUGCCUUUUGUUUCUACAGGUCUUCAAUUUCUCCAACUCUUUUAACGGUACUUUUCUACUUCCUCCUCACUAAACUGGGAUUUAAGUGGAUGUGUUUCUGUCCACUCGCCUUUUCCACCUGUGGAUUUAGUGGGAUGUCGUCACUCCUGACACCAGCAUCAUUUCUAUUUGCUCUCUUCAAACCAGCACCAGUUUGUUGGACGCGCUAAGGGCUUGUCUCUUUCCAAUACCCGGACACCCACUCCUCCGUUUGCCUGUGUAUGUUGACUUAUCAACUCAAAAAUUGCAUUAGGUUGUCAUUUGAAGUGAAUCAGGUGCUCUUCAGGGAUUCUGUCCAAACGUUGCUCGUUGCUUCCUGACAGUCCUGUCGGCUUCUUAAGACAACAUAACCAAAGACUGAACUGAUGCUUCUGCUUGUUCUCUCUCUCUCUCUUGCUCGCCCUUUUCUUCUUGGUAGUCUGAUAUUUGCAACAUUUGCCUGUUGAAAAGUGAGUAUACAAGAAAUAUGCAUUUUGUGGAAUGAACAAAACCUUUGUUACAUUUUCGCGAUGACCCGCUUGAAUUGAAUUGACUUUAGCACCUUAUGUAAUGUUUGAUCCACUUCCUGUACAGUCACGCCUUCAUCGUUUUAGAUUGGGUUUCUGUUAGGACUGGGAAUAUACAGUUGUAUUCCUACAUGAGUUUGUUGGGAGAGAAGGGAAUAUCUCAAAAUGCUAACUUCACCUUUUCUGAACAGUACAUGUGAUUGUUCUAAUGACAGGUGAUGUACAGGUUCCAUUCAGUCUUAAAUGAAAGCUUUUCUAAUUCACUCAGCAGUUAACACCCCCCAAAUAUCAUACAAAUCGGAUGUGUUGCUAAUACGUAGGGCUGACACUGGCUGCAGCCUACAAAUCCUUUCCACGUGGUCCUGUCCUUGUACUUUGUGCUGUUUAUCUUUUUUGUUUUUAAUUUUGUGAUUUCUCAAAAAAAUGAGAAAACACAAGAGAAGAGUAAUUCUUCUAAUCAAAUGUUUCACAGGCUUGGACACACUUGCGCUUGCUUCAGUCAGGAUGUAAAUUAAAUCUCCAGCACGGCCCACAUGUACAAACAUAUACUUUUGAAAGGGUGAUUUUUUUUCUUCCCAAAUAUUUAUUUGUGAAAAUGCAAAAACAAAUGGUCAAAAACAUGGACAGAGAGUUCAACAAGCUAAAAUUCACUUUGCUUCUGGACAAAGACCAAAACUCUAAAAACUAAGUUAUUAAAAAUAAUGAUGAAUGUGUGCUAGGCCUCGCAAUAACAUCGCCGUGGGAAUAAUAAAUGGUUUAUUUACAUGAUAGCUGCAUAUGUACUAGACAUUGUACGUGGAAAUGGUUCUAGAAUUGACAGCGUCCAAGGCUCUGUUCCCAGGACUUUUAUUUGUCCCUCUGCUGCAUUCAUGAGACAUCGGGUUGGUCUUACUUCCUCGAGCAAGUAUUGUCACAAUGCUGUCACGUUGUGUGGAGUUACUUUUUUAAAUCUAGAAGCACAGGGCUGAAGAGCAAACAGAAUAUCCAGAAUGCUGUCAUUUAAUAUGAAUGUAAAUCCAGUUUUAUGGAAUCAUGGAUAUUUUUUUCCACAAUAAUUCCAAAAUGCUGUUUGUGUGAAUGUAGGCUGGACCAUAGUUUGUUUGUUUUUGUCCUAAUACACGAGGCUGAACUCUGGAAGCUAAAUUCUCCUUAAAAUUAUGAAAAGUUACAAAAAGGUCAGAAAUUGUAAAAUGUUUUUUUUUUUUCAAAAGGUCAACAUUGCUAGUUUCCUUUUUAAAAUGUAGAUGUAAAUGUUCACUCAGGCUGUUGGAUUACAGAUUAUAAUUUUGCCUUAGUGUUUUAAAGUAAGUUGCUUAGUCCAAAUUAAUGAAAUAAGCUAAAUUACAAAGAUUUUUUUAAAGUGAUUUUUAAAUUAUCAGCUUCACUUCUAAAAUGCUUAAGAAAUUAGCACCAUAGCCUUAUUUGAAUUAGAGUUGAUUCAUUUCCCUCUGAGUAUUUCAGGUUAUGUAGUAUAUUAUAACCUUAACUUGGCAUAUCUCAUAGUCUUGACUAUUAUUUCUCUAUCAUAAAGUUUGAUUCAGUCAGAUUACAAUAACCUCGUUUACAAGUUCACAAUCCAACACAACUAUUAUUUCUGCAGCCUAAAAUCUAAAUUUCUCUCUCCAUUGAUUUUAACUUUUGUUAUUGCCACAGUUUUCUGGUGGGGAUGAGCUUCCAUAUAAAACGGUUCAGUUUGAAGGUGUUGCUAACUGUCUGUAAUAUAAAACUUUGUGUAUUCAGGUAGUGUGUAGAUGAAGCUCAGCACAUUGUAACACAGUAGAAUCGCACGUGGUGAAGAAACGUUCUAUGGCAGGGGCUCUUUUUUUUUUUAAAGAAACUGCACUUGCUAUGCAUGUUGUCACCAAACGGGACGAGUCGGCUUAAAGCAAUAGAGCACAUGGAAAGAUUUGUUGAUGAUACGCUUUGUGUGUGUGAUUUCAGACUGGGGGUAACAGAUAAGACUCAGUAAAUCAAUGCAUUGACUUGUUUGAUGGUCUGUAUGUUUUCUAUGAGUAAUGCUCAGAGGUGUGUAUGCUUUACUUGUGUCAUCAUGUACCGCAUGUGAUCUGAGAGUAAGUAAGUAAUGGGUUUAUGGGGAAGGUGGGUGUACAUUAUUUAAACCACUGUUCUCUUUUUAGCGUGUGGCUGUUGUAUAUUCUGCAAUUUGACAAUGAAUUACUCUGCACUUAC
Molecule: messenger RNA, 5047 nt
Organism: Betta splendens (Siamese fighting fish)
Lineage: Eukaryota; Metazoa; Chordata; Actinopteri; Anabantiformes; Osphronemidae
Product: serine/threonine-protein kinase 38
Exons: 14
Coding region: 702-2114 (470 amino acids)
Biological process (GO): peptidyl-serine phosphorylation; intracellular signal transduction
Molecular function (GO): protein serine/threonine kinase activity; ATP binding
Source: RefSeq, a predicted model, not a curated record